Pseudozyma flocculosa PF-1 is the source of this 5574-nucleotide messenger RNA. RefSeq lists its product as uncharacterized. Bases 1 to 5574 code for a protein of 1857 amino acids. The transcript has 3 exons. The record is from RefSeq and is a predicted model, not a curated record. Lineage: Eukaryota; Fungi; Basidiomycota; Ustilaginomycetes; Ustilaginales; Ustilaginaceae.
AUGUCGCAGCUCAUCGUGUUGGAGCUGGGCUCACUCGCCUCCGAGGCGCGGCGCAAGCAUCCGGAGAUCAAGCAGGCCGCCGACCUCGCCCUCGCUCAGAUCAAGGCCAACCCGGACGCCGCGCUGCAACGCUCCAGGCUCGACGACGGCCCCGCAGCGGACAACCUCGUCCUCAGGCCCAUCCUCCUCAGCUGCCAGACCAAGCUGCCAAAGCUCAUCUCAAUCGCAAUGGCUCUCCUCCAGCGCCUCGUGCUCCAACGACUCGUGCCCGACGCGUCCAUCGAGGCCAUCGUCGACGCCCUCCACGCCCUCCUCGCCCCCAUCACCCGCUCCGACGUCAACGUACAGCUAAAGAUCCUCCAGAUUGCAUCGGCGCUCCUCUCGUCCUACGCCUUCAUCCACGCAGAGCUGCUGUCGUCGACCUUGCUCCUCUGCUUCAAGCUGCAGGAAGGCUCAAAGGUCGCCGUCGUCAGCUCCACGGCCGCCGCCACGCUCCGCCAGAGCGUCAUGACCGUCUUCGACCGCGUCAAGGAGGAGGAUGCUGUCCUCGACGGGAUAAAAGCAGGCGGCGAGGACGCUGCCGCCGCAGCCCCGCUCGCCUCGAUGAGCGUCGACCUGCCGGGCAGGGAGCCGGUCACCCUGUUCCCAGCCUCGCGCGACGCCUACCUCCUCUUUUCCGACCUCUGCUCGCUAGCCAACGGCGAAGCUGCCGACUUCCUAGGCCUCGCCUCGCUCUCCAAGACCUUCUCGCUCGAGCUGGUCGAGAGCGUCUUGACAAACCAUGCGCGCUUCUUCUCUGCCCGCCAUCACGCUCCCGGCUCCAAUGCCCACCCGGAGCUCCUCUUCAUCCUGCGGUCCAAGACGUGCCCGCUGCUUAUCCGCGCACUCAGCGAUGCACCCAGCUUCCCGGUCCACCUGCGAUCGAUGCGGCUCCUCUUCCUGCUGCUGCGGCAGUUUAGUGCGGAUCUCGUGCUCGAGGUCGAGAUCCUCAUGACGAUGCUGCUGCGCUUCGUCCGGCCCACAUCGCGCGACGAGCACGGCUCCGGCUCCGGCGGCGUCCACACCUGGCAGCGCGUGCUCGCGCUCGAAGUGACGCGCAGCCUCUGCUCGGACGACGUGUUCCUGCGCAACCUCUGGACCUGGUACGACCAGGGCGACCGCAGCGAGCAAGGGCUGACGGGGCCACAGGGCGGCGGCGGGGAGGGGGCCUCUUCGAAGCUGUUUGCACUGCUGCUCGAUACCCUCUACGGCGUCGUGCGCGAGGGGCAGGGCACCUUUGCCCCCGAACCCUCCAUGUCGGUCGCCAGGGGCAGGCAGCAGCAGCAGCCGCCGACUCACGAGGUCGGUCCCGCUCCCAGCAGCCCGCGCAAGUCGCGGAUACGCGAGAGCAUCGAUCGCGGCUAUUCGGGCUUCUACGAGGCCGCUGCUGGCGUGGCGAGCGCCGCCAUGAUCGGCGUCUUCAGCACGUCGGAUGCGGCUGGCACAGAGGUGAUGACGGGCGCCAGCUCUCCGCCAAUCCAGAUCAUUGACCAGCUCGACAAGACGGACCCGCCCGCCGUCGCGUCGGCCGCCCUCCCCAAGACGUACCUGCAGCUCCUGACGCUGCAGUCGUGCCUGUUCCUCUCGCAGUCGAUCGUCGGCUAUGCGCUGCCCAUCUACUCGAAGUUUGUCAACUCGAGACCCGCAGACGCGGCACCCGCCCCGCCGGCCAUCGGGGAGAGCGGCAUCGAGGCACUCGCCUCUGCCGCGGAUCGAGACGGCCUCAGGGCCAGCAAGGGGAUGCUGCAGCUCGCCGCGCCGGUGCUGAGAGACGUCUUUGGCCGCUUCCUCCAGAUCCGAUGCUCGGAGGCCAUCUUCGAAGACAACCUGGUCGCGUUGCGCAAUCUGACCAACGCCGUAGGUGCCCUCGGCCUCGUCGAGCAGCGAGACGCUCUUCUGGGCAGCAUCAUUGUCUUUGCUCUUCAGCUACAGCCAUCCGAAUCGUUCGCGGCGGACCGUCGACAGUCCUCGGACGUCGCAGGCGGCAGCGGUCUCGAUCGGCUUCCGACGGCCAACCUCGCGUGCCUCCGUACGUUGGCCCAGGUGGCCUACUACCUAUCCGGCAGCUUGGAGGCGGGCUGGUAUCCUGUGCUGCGCUGUCUCUGCUUCGCCUACAGCGUGCUCGACGCUAGCCUGGCGCCAGCGGACGGACGCGUCGGCGCGGAAGAUCAGGUCGCUGAAGGGGGAUUCGACGACGUCAGUCACGACACGCUGUCGACGCUGACCCGGACGCCCUUCACCUCGCUCGGCGCCCGCAGCGGCAAGGACCAGCUGCAGCUGCUCUCGCCGGCCGACCUGCGCCCCGCGGCGCUCAAGCGUCAGAUCGAAAAGGUCUUCGAGAACGCUUCCGCCCUCGACGAUGGGGCGCUUCGACACUUUGUCGACGCCCUCUGCCGCCACAGCAACGUCGACGUCGGCCUGCAGCUGCCAGAAGACGCCAGCGGCGGCGCGUCCCGCCUGCCGAGCUCGAUGUCGCGCGCCAGCGUACGCACCACAUCCGGCUCGAUUGACGAAAAGAAGAGUUUCCCGAUCACCGGCAUCAGCCUGGUCGCCACGCUCAACGUCGACAGGCUGACGCGGCGCGACCCCGAGCUCGGUUGGAAGGCCAUCUUCGACCACCUCUACGGCGUCUGCUCCGCGGACCACGUACUCAGCGGCUGGCGGCUGCAGGCGGCCGACGCCGCGAUGAAGUUCCUCUUCUCCGCGAUCGCCGUCGAGGACACCGGCCUCAGCGAGGCGGAGCGACGCCGGAUCCAGUCGCAGAGCCUCGACGUGGUGGCGCGCUUCGCCAUCCUGGACCGCCGCAGGGCCACCGUCGUCGAGACCGAGGUGCGCCGCAAGGGCCUCGACACCCUCUACCGCAUCCUCGAGGCGCGCGGCCACGCCCUGCUCCUGGGCUGGGAGACAAUCUGCGACGUCUGCAGUGCCGCCUGCGAGCGCUCCGGCUCGGCCGCCCCGUCCACGUCCCAGACCGCCAGCACGCUGCAAAAGAGCUGCGUCGUGCUCGUCAAGAUCGCCUUUUCCUGCAUCCAGAUUGUCUGCUCCGACUUCCUCUCGACGCUGACCACCGAGCAGCUGCAGCGGUGCAUCUCGUGCCUGACCGAGUUUGGCAAGCAGCUCGACGACGUCAACGUGGCGCUGACGGCCAAUGGCUGCCUGUGGGCUGUGACCGCCGAACUUUCGUCGAGGGCUGCGGCCGACUCGCCGCCGGUCCAUGGCCCGGAAGAUUCGCCCGCCGUCGAAGGCACGCAUCGCCGCGCUCUCGCGGAUCUCUGGCUCUUUCUGCUCCAGUGCCUCUCCCAGAUCACCCGCGACUCGCGCUCGGAGGUUAGGAACGGCGCCAUCUCGAAUCUCUUCCGCGUGCUCGAGCAGUACGGGGCGGACCUGGAGCCAGCCUUUUGGCAGACGGCGUUCUGGGAGGUCCUGUUCCCCGUCAUCAAGGCGCUCGACGCGACCGCAAUCCAGCUCGAGGAGGACGUCGGCGCUCUGCACUCCGAGACCAACGACCGCCGGGCGCAGGCCAUGGGCGUCGCACAGAGCGAGCCGCGGCAGUGGGACGAGAGCCGUGUGCUUGCUUUCAACAGCCUGGGCGGCGUAGUGCGCGAGUUCCUCGGCACCAAGCUGGUCGAGUGCGACGACUUUGCGCAGAUCUGGUCGAUGCUGCUCCAGCACGUCCGCGCGUCGUUCCUGCGCGGCCCGCCGGCCAUCUCGCAGGCAUCCAUCAAGAUGCUCUCGACGGUGCUCUCGGCCCCGCUCUCAGACACGGCCUCAGCUCAAUCUCGCGACCGGCUCGGCGCGGCCUGGCACUCGGCGUGGCAGUGCUGGGCCGAUAUUGGAGCCUCGCUACACGAGCGCACGGCCACGGCUUCGCGCCAGGACGAGCGGCCGCCCAGGCCGUUCACUCAGGCCAACCUCCUGGCCUUUGUCGAGGCCUUCUGGCCCAUCCAUCGGGAGGUGCGGUCGAGCUUCGAUGCUGCUCAGGCCGAGACUGUUCUCGAUCGCCUCAAGACCUGUGUCGCAUACGUUGACAGCCCAGACUACUCCGGCGACGUCGAUCAGUUGACUCCCGUCCAGGAGGCGGCGCGGAAGGUGACUCGAGCGCUGGACGCCGUGCCUGGGCUGCCUUCGCUGAAGCUCAAUGACCUCGCCGAUAAGCUGUUGCUUGCCUUCACGAUGGCGGGCGGCGCAGAGCAGACCUCGGCCGACGGUGUCAGGAAGCAUCAGCAGCCCGUCACCUUUGUGGCGCUGGCCAAGGCGUGCAUCGCCGAUGCGUCGACAUUCUUCGAUCCCGGCGCCGAGGAAGCCGACCUCGGCAUCUAUACCGACGGUGCAGUCGAGAACAUCCUCUCGUCGCUGACGAUCCCCGUCAAGCUGCGGUACGGCUGCCCACCGGCGAGCCGGUACGCCAAAGACGUACCGCCGCUGUGGCAGUCUGCGUCGGUCGCGCUGUGCCGCGCCGUGCGGAGGUGCUGCGAAAUGCUCGACCGCCACUCGGAAGCCAUCGGACCGGACAAGACGGCGUCGAUCUGGAAGAGCGUCAUCGACGGCCUCGAAGCGGCUCUCUCGGCUGACUGUUCGGCGGCAUCCGAGCUGCCGGCUGAGCAGCAAGAGGCCGAUGAGCGCUUCGACCUCUGCCUGCUGGCCACCAUCGAACGCCACGUGCUGCCCGUGCUGGGCGGCGAGGCGGUGCCAGACGACCUGGUCCGGCGUGUGGGACGUGCGCUGAUCAGCAACUCGCGGCCGUGCGCUGUCCAGGCGCCCGACGUGCGGUCAGGGCCGCCGGCAAAUGGGAGCCACGUCCCGACGAUCCCCUCGCUCGGCCUCAGCGCCGAAGUGCUGGCCGACAAUCCACGAGAGCGCUUCGCCUACUGGUGCUUCGACCUCGCUAUGCUGGCGUGUUCUGACCGGCUCAGUGACGGAAGCGAGGCCGCACGCAAGAGGCUGGCCGUGCUUGUCCUACCCGACGUGCUUCAGCGCUGCGAGGACAUCCUUGCCGAGUACACGCGCGAUGCGGCGCUCAAGGGCAUGUCGCCGAUGCCGAGAGUGCGCGAGGAGGAGCUCCAUUUCGUACUCGCCAGCUAUCUGCGCCUGCAGCUGUACCGGGGCGGCCUCGCAGCCGCGCGCUCCGCUGAGCCGUCGCAGGCGAUCAAGCAGCAAGAUGAACCGACUAUCACCGCCUCGCCCACGGGCCUGCACAUCGCGACGCUCUACUCGCCACGGGCGCACGUCUUCGCUGCAUACCAUCUGCUCUGCGACCUCGCCCACCUGCGGCCGUCGCCGGGCAGCAUGGCGGUGAGCGCGACGGCCGGCAGCAGCCUCCCGCAGCGCGUUUCGACAGAAGGUAUCGAGGCGGACCUCGCAAAGCACGGCGUCGAGCUCGGAUCGGUGGGGAGGUCCCGGGGCAUCUUUGCUGUCAGCGACGACGAGGAGAGGCGGGGCCAGGAGGGCGGCGGCAUGGUGAACGCGUCCGACCUCGCCAGGCGAGCGUUGGACAUUGUGGCGCAGGAGCUGGGUUUGCCGCCUCGUCGUCAAUAA